GCAAAGUAUAAUGUCAACUAGGCAGUCGCCUAGAGCACUAUCCUUAUGGGCAUGGGGAUGCAAAAUGGGAAAGUACCAGUUAAUCUAUUUCAAUGUUAGAGGUCGUGGUGAAGCUAUUAGGCUGUUGUUCAGUGACAACGGAAUUGCAUAUGAGGAAAUAAAUUGUGGAGAGAAUUGGCAGAAAGACUGGAAGCACCAGAUGCAAUUUGGGCAAGUCCCAGCUUUGAGGGAUAAUGAUUUACAGCUUGUGCAGACAAAUGCUAUUCUACGACAUCUAGGAAGAAAGCAUGGACUGUAUGGUAGCAAUGAUGAAGAGGCUUCCUUGAUUGAUAUGAUCAAUGAUGGUAUUGAAGAUCUUAGAGUAAAAUACCUGACUAUGAUCUACAAAAAUUAUGAAAAUGGAAAGGAUGCAUACAUUGCUGACUUGCCUGCACAACUUCAGCCAUUUGAAAAAUUAUUAGCUGAAAAUGGAGCUGAUAAAUCUGGUUUUUGUGUUGGAAGCAAGAGGUCCUUUGCUGAUUACAAUCUUUUCGACCUUCUGGACAUAAAUCUAGUACUACACCCAAAAUGUCUUGAAGAAUUCCCAGUCCUCGACUCAUAUUACAAGCUUUUAUUGGCUCGUCCUGGCAUUGGUGAUCAUCGUGAAUCUGAAUCUUUUAAGCAAAUGCCAAUCAAUGGAAAUGGAAAACAGUAAUGCAGGCUUUUUAACCUGAAAAUUACAAUAUGAGUGGUUUAGUUUUUUCUUUUAGAAGCAACUAAUUAUAAAUUGUUCUAUUUUUAUUUUGAGGUAAAUAAUUUUUCUUGUCAAUGCUCACAUUCAUUGCAGCUAAUAUAUUAUAUUUACAUUUGUUUUUUUUUCCAUUAUAUUUAUACUUUGUUCAGUGUUAAUUGUUAGGAUUAUGAGUAAUAAUUAUUAAUUUAUCUUAUAAUUAAGUUUUAGUUCAUAUAAUAGUCAACUUUCAACCACUAUUUUAAGAAAUUACAACCAUAAUCAAAAGGUGCAUAAGGAUGUAUUUGAGUUUAUUGCAAACUGAUCCAAAUCUGUGAAAUUUAUUAUUUGCUUAAUAAUGUGACAUUUUAAAGUGAUUACAUUUCUGUUGUACCAAAAUAACAUUCUCAAUUUCUACUUUUUACAAACAAGUGUUAAGAUGAAGAAUGUUAUGGUUUUUUGCAUUUUAAAUUUAUAUAUUCCCACAGAAAUUGUUUAAACUUUCUGUAACAUUGUUACAAGAUUAUUUGGAUAUUGUGUUCCUUUUUAGUAUUUCUGAAUCAAAUGUUCUGUUUCACAUUGUUACAAUUAGAUAGGCCUACCUAUUCAGUGACAUAGUUUUCUAUGCAAAUAGUUGGUCUUUAUUUUAUUGAUUUUUAAACUUCUUAUGUCUAUAAUUUUAAAAUUUAUUAAUAAAGGAGAGUUAGCCUUC
Physella acuta is the source of this 1421-nucleotide messenger RNA. RefSeq names its product glutathione S-transferase P 1. Lineage: Eukaryota; Metazoa; Mollusca; Gastropoda; Physidae. The record is from RefSeq and is a predicted model, not a curated record. Gene Ontology annotation, molecular function: glutathione transferase activity. Gene Ontology annotation, cellular component: cytosol. Gene Ontology annotation, biological process: glutathione metabolic process.